Messenger RNA from Nomia melanderi (Alkali bee), 3601 nucleotides. RefSeq names its product NAD kinase. Gene Ontology annotation, biological process: NAD+ metabolic process; NADP+ biosynthetic process. Gene Ontology annotation, molecular function: NAD+ kinase activity. The record is from RefSeq and is a predicted model, not a curated record. NCBI's taxonomy places the organism in Eukaryota, Metazoa, Arthropoda, Insecta, Hymenoptera, Halictidae.
UUGGUCCGCGUGUAGCCAGCACACAGGCUCGGACCAGUGGAAGAUUUAUCGUGCGAUAAGACAUGACAUAAUCGUGCAUUGUUGCGUAACUACGGUACUGUUAGCACCGACAUGAACCCGUGGGGCUACGGUGUACCGACCGUUCCGUAGGAAGAAUCCCAUGAUUGUCGGCCAGCUGCUCCGAUCGUCAUUCCACGCGCAGCCAGCUCGCGAUUCGGACAGUUUUUGUGCUCCCGGGGGCACUUGCGGGAUUUAAAUCCCUGUUCUUGGGGACUCGGAUAAAGGGAUCGUCCUCGAAUCCGCUCGGGAAAAGGUAGCAGUGAGGUGAAAACGUUCGCGGUGUGCGUGCGCGCGGAAAAGUGAGUCGGUUUCCGCGAAUCAUUUCCGGCGGAUCCACAGGAAACGUCGGUUGUGCGCCUUGGCGAGCAGCUUUCCGGUUGGAUUGACGCGGACAAUGCGGAGGAAUUGAUGCUGCCAGCGCGUCGCGCGUCCGUCCGUGCUGGAUUACCGACGCCGGAGUUCAAGGUUGCUAAAUUGACGCUUUGAGAUAUGCCGCCCGUCAUUGAACGUGAUACGUUCCUCUGAGAACGUCCGACCGGAGGAAUCCUUCGCGCGAUCGUCACCGGCCGGAUUAUUUCCAAGGAAAGCGUUGAUCCUUUUUGAUCGAGGAUACGUUCUUCCGUUCGAGAAGUUCAUUCGAGGAUCAUCAGGUGCACCAGGUUCAUUAUCAAACAAACACAAGCGUUAUCGCGGGUAGAAUGAUAACGAAGCAGAACAUAACCAUAAAAAGCGGAGUCUAACAUAAAGGGACACUCGAAGACGAUCUAGCUUUGAUGAGUCUUCCACUUUGAACAAUCGAUUCCGAUAAAUGAAUGAAAAUAAAGAGGCGGCUUGCAAUGUUCCGAGUGUUUGUUCUGUAAAUAAAGAUUAUCGGGCCAGCAACGUACAUAACGGACGCAUGUUGUGCGAUAUCAUCGUUGCCAAUCAUCGUUGGCUGUUACGCGAGGAAAAGAGACGAUUUCGAUAGAAGAAGUCGCUUCGUCGGCGGAUUCUUCAGAUAGUGACGGAUCGCCGAUCGAAAUCGUUCCUCGAUUGCGUAACGAAGAGCGUUCAGGCAAUUAACAUAGCUGCGCCUUGGACAUCGCGGAGAAAUUUUGUCGAAUGGCCCUCGCGACGCUCACCUGAACCGCCGAAGGAAACAAUCGAACCGUUGGCCAAGCUUUCCUGUUGUGUAUCCACGGAAAAUGACUGACCAAGUGUCGCCGUUGCUGGACGUACGAAGCAACGGGCACCACGACGCCUGCACGAAUGACGUCGACGGACCGAUCAAGUCGUCGAUGGAGAAUGUUCUGCGGAACAGAGUGCUCAGGAGAACGCGAAGCCUGAACGCGCCCAGUCCCAUUCAGCAGUUCGGCCCGUGCGGGCGUAUUAUGAAAAAUUCCGCGAUGGUCAUGACCAUACAGGACCCAGCCUCCCAGAGGUUGACGUGGUACAAGCCGCCGCUCACUGUCCUGGUCAUCAAGAAGGUCCGUGAUUCGUCGGUGUUGCCGCCGUUCGUCCAAUUAGUCACAUGGCUGAUCGAGGAGAAACGGAUGGUGGUGUUCGUCGAGGCGUCUGUUCUGGAGGAUCCCGCGCUUGCUAGGGACCCUAGGUUCGAGGGGGUCCGGGACAGGCUGCAGACGUUCAGGGACGGUACCGAUGACCUGCAGGAUCGCAUCGACUUCAUCGUCUGUCUGGGAGGCGAUGGAACCCUUCUUUAUGCGAGCCUGCUCUUCCAGCAAUCGGUACCGCCCGUGAUGGCGUUCCAUCUGGGCUCGUUGGGAUUCCUCACACCCUUCGAGUUCGACAAUUUUCAGGAACAAGUGACUAACGUCUUAGAGGGUCACGCGGCCUUGACCCUGAGGAGUCGUCUGAGAUGUAUCAUCAUGCGGAAAGGAGAGGAGGGCAAACCGGCCAAACCGCCGACGAAUCUGCUGGUGCUGAACGAGGUCGUGGUCGAUCGCGGUCCUUCCCCAUACCUCUCGAAUAUCGACCUCUUCAUCGACGGGAAACACGUGACCAGCGUGCAGGGUGACGGCCUGAUCGUGAGCACGCCGACCGGGUCGACGGCGUACGCCGUCGCGGCCGGGGCCAGCAUGAUUCAUCCCUCGGUACCUGCCAUCAUGAUCACGCCGAUCUGCCCUCACUCAUUGUCCUUCAGGCCGAUCGUCGUGCCCGCCGGCGUCGAGCUGAAGAUCUCUGUUUCACCGGACAGCAGGAACACCUCGUGGGUGUCCUUCGACGGUAGAAAUAGACAGGAGCUCUUCCACGGCGACAGUUUGAGGGUGACCACGUCCAUAUACCCGGUGCCCAGCAUCUGCGCGGCCGACCAAAUCACCGACUGGUUCGACUCGCUUGCUGAGUGUCUCCAUUGGAACGUCCGGAAAAAACAGAAACACCUGGACGAGCUGAGCGAUCUCACUCACUCGUCCAGCAACGAUACGCUGGACUCGUUGGACCGCGACAGCUAGGAGACAGCGCGCCGAGACCGGCACCGACACGUGAAUUUCCAGACCGUCGUCAUGGGUUCGGAGUCCGCACAAGGGACCGGUGACUCGUCGCAGAAAUCGCAUCGUUCGUUCACGCAUAAACCGCAAGCUCCGGAUCGUUCGAUCGCGCGUUUACACGUUUACACGUGCAAUUAGCGGCCAUCGCGGACACUUUGACCCUCCAGCUCUCUCGUUCACGUGCUUAUAAAUUCGAAUGAUAAUGUUUCUAAACGGCGGAUGACUCGCAAGUUUCCUGGCCAUUGUUUGCGAAGGUAUCUUUCCGGGAACGCGUUUAGAGACAACUUGAUUCUACAGUGCAUCUAGAACUAUUUACGGAGAUUGAGCAAAUUUGCAGAGGCAUCGAAGAAUUGGGCUAAGUGUACUCUAAUUGUUUUAGUGACUCGACCUCGCGGAUUUUCUGCAUUUAUCGCAUUUUUCGUUUCUCUGCGUAGCAGUACUUGUUCGAUAGAGAAGACGCGUUCUUUUAUACUAAUUGAAACUCGGUUCUUUGCAUCAUUUUUGUUUAGUACCAAAUUGUGGAGGAAAUGUGAUCCUUUAAACAUUGAAUUCUGCAUGAAAAUUCGCAGUCCAUUGGUGCAAGUUUGAGUGUAAUUGUUGAGUUGCCUUCUACCUUGAAUUGAUUAUGAUUGAGGUUAUUCAAGUGAGUUACAUUUAAUGGUUACAGAGUAUUUGCAACUGAAUUAACGGUUACGUUCCAAUCGCUAUUAUGAAUAUUAGAUGGAAUUACAUUUCGUCCAACUUUUCGAUUCACAGCGGAAUCACUAGAUUGUCAAGACUCGUUCGAAUAUUUAAGUGUCGUGAACGUUCUCCGAUUGAUCAGAACCGAGUGCGCGACAGAAUGGAACGUUCGUACCGUUCAUAUGUAAAUAUAGACGAAUGUCAUUCGAUUUUAUUGAAAUUUUGUACAUAUAAUCAAAAUUGAAUGCACUUUCUACAAUUCAAGCGAAAAUUGAGCAAGAAUCGCGCAAGAGGAAUUGCUCGCGUCACCGACCGAUCGAUCGGAUCAACGGGUUCAAACUGUACUCGCGUGAACGUUGAACGUUGCCAAUAAA